ACGUCACUGUUUCCAUUUUAUUUUCUACUUUAGUUAUUCUUUAGUUAUUGGCAAACUUAACUUAAAUUUUGUUGCAGGUUUAGUCAUCAGAUCUGCUACCAUCUUGUCAGUUGGACAAUACUCCAAAAGUACUUCCUCGUCAUUCACAGUGGACCGUAUGAAAUGACACUUUAUAUCCUCGUGUUUACACCUCAGUCGUCUGACAGGAAUCUUAGCUAGCUUUCACUUGUUUCAGUUGUAGCCCAUAUAUGGACUCCUCUAUAUGUGGACUCCUCUAGCUUGCACACCAAAUCUUUGUUUGUGUGAGAUUUUAUCUCGUAGCCCUCUGAGGUUGAUCUACUUAAAAAAGUCACCUCCUUCGAUAUAAAAGCUGAUGCGUGGAAGCAGUGAUUUGUUCCUCUUUCCUUUGAUUGCUGCUUGGACAACAAGAGACAACACAAAAAUGGCAGAGACUGAUUGUAAGACAAUUUCUUUUGUUCUGGUGGUGAAGAACAGCAUAACCGGAGCUCAACCAUUGAACUACGAUGCAUCUGUGGUUGAGAGAGGGAUUCUACUUGGUGGACUAAAGAGACUCAUGGAUACCAACCCAAAUUUUAAGUUCACCUACACAGAGAAUCCAGACUUCGGCCCAUACCUGGAGAGUGUGAACGGUGUGGCUGGAAAUCUUGCAGAGCAUACCUACUGGGAGCUGCUGUCCCAGAAAGAAGGUGGCAAAGUUAUACCACUGGAUGUUGGUAUUGGAUGUUACAUUCCCAGCAAGAAUGAGAAAAUCAUCCUGAAUUUUACAAAGUGGUCUGAGUCAGCUGAUGGAAAAAAACCCAUAGCACAUCGUAUGUCAUAGAUGAAGAACACAAGGCAUUGGUUGUUGAGUAAUGAUAACAUCUGAAUAAAAUGUUCUGGGGAAGGUUUUGUUCCACAAGAGGAAUACAGUGUUUCACAGCAUUACUAUAAUGGAAACGGCUGAUAUUAUUGUGAUUUGAAAGUACGCUGGACACUUUUUUCUUGGUGUAUUAAAGAUACUUACAUUGA
Molecule: messenger RNA, 1029 nt
Organism: Mugil cephalus (flathead mullet)
Lineage: Eukaryota; Metazoa; Chordata; Actinopteri; Mugiliformes; Mugilidae
Product: transcobalamin-1-like
Exons: 5
Coding region: 374-841 (155 amino acids)
Biological process (GO): cobalamin transport
Molecular function (GO): cobalamin binding
Source: RefSeq, a predicted model, not a curated record